AUGCAGAACAACUCCGACAUUGGAUUAAUGGUACGAGAUGAAAACUUGAUGAUUCUACGAGAAAUUGUAUUUGGAGCCAUUGGAUGGUUUCCAAUCUCUGGCACUCUUUAUCCGGUUUAUGCCACAACUAUUCAAGUAUCUGGAAAAGGGAAGAAAACUCUUCCAGAUUUUUAUCCUUCCAUAACCGGUGCAUAUUUGAUUGCACUCACUUAUCAGGAUCAUGUUCCUGACAACUCGUUCCGAAACUUCAAUUUGCAUUUUGUCAAUCCUGGAGAUUCCGGAAAUUUCAAAGGCUAUCAAGACGGUUCUUCUGAUUUAUGGGUAAUUUUUAAAAAUCAUUCCAUUCGAAAAUUUAUGAUUUCACAGGACGACGGAAACUAUAUAGCUCAAUCGUUUUGGUUUUUGAAUCUCGAUUACAAGAUGACACUGAAUUACAAUUAUAUGGGCCAAGAUGUGCAGAAUCUCCAAAUUCGAAUUUACAGUCCAUUCGCAACCAACAACUGGCUACCAUACAAUGAUUAG
Molecule: messenger RNA, 522 nt
Organism: Caenorhabditis briggsae
Lineage: Eukaryota; Metazoa; Nematoda; Chromadorea; Rhabditida; Rhabditidae
Exons: 5
Coding region: 1-522 (173 amino acids)
Source: RefSeq, a predicted model, not a curated record